Messenger RNA from Ananas comosus (pineapple), 1448 nucleotides. Its product is annotated as probable membrane-associated kinase regulator 4. The transcript has a single exon. Bases 283 to 1293 code for a protein of 336 amino acids. The record is from RefSeq and is a predicted model, not a curated record. Gene Ontology annotation, cellular component: plasma membrane. NCBI's taxonomy places the organism in Eukaryota, Viridiplantae, Streptophyta, Magnoliopsida, Poales, Bromeliaceae. Gene Ontology annotation, molecular function: kinase inhibitor activity.
AAAAGAGAACAAAACAAUGGCUUAGUUGAAUAGGGUGGGGACCCCAUUAGAGGGCUUCCCCCACACAAUCCACUGCAUUUCCUUUUUCUUGGAUGCCCUCCCUAUUUCCAAAAUCCCUGACAAGUCCUCCAUAAUUCUUUCUUAUUUGGCCCUAUUCCAGCUUUUAAUGAUGCUUCUUCCCCUCUCCUCUCCUUUCCCCCUCAACACCACCAUCCCCCCACUCUUGACACCCACACCCCAACAAGAGAGAGAGAGAGAGAGAGAGAGACAGAGUACACAGGAAUGGAGAAAACUCCCCCCUCCAAUGACCACUUAUUAGUAGUAGUGGAAGAAGACUACAUAGAUAUGGAUCUUAGUAGCUCCACUAUCACCUCCUUGUGCCGGUCAAGAUCCUCCUCCCCUCCACAUUCCAAAGAAUUUGAAUUCCAAAUGUCCACCAAUACUCAGGAGAAAGAAACAACCACCUCCCCUGCCGAUGAGCUCUUCUACAAAGGUAACCUCCUCCCUCUCCACCUGCCCCCUAGGCUACAAAUGGUUCAACAGCUCCUCAACAACACCCAAACCACCAAUUCAGCUGCGGAGGAGAACAUAGACACCACCACCACCACCACCAUCACCACCACUAGUGUAAAUGUUGAGACUAAUCCAGAAGACUACUUAGAGUGCUCAGCGCGACUCAUCCAAUCGAACCCGAAAAGAUCAUGGUCCAAGAAGCUCAAGUUGAUAAGGCAAACUCACCUUGGUACAAAGAUUAAAGCUUCAAGAGAUUAUAUCAAGUCUCUCUUCACCAAACCAAGUAGCUCGAAUGAUGACAAUGUCUAUACAAAAGAAGGGAGAAAGAAGGACUCACUAAGCCAAAUCCUGCAGGAGAGAUACUUAGUAACAGAGACCAGCGCUACAACGCUAAAAAGUAGAAUUGAUAGAGAGAAACUGACGGAAGAGGAUAUGGGUCAUAGAAAAUCCUUCUCUGGAAUCAUCAAGUGGAGAUUAACAACCAAAUCUUCAUCGUCGAGUUCGGCUUCCUCAUCAUGCUCUUCUUCUUUCUCGUCGUCAUCAAGUUCACUGGGGGGCAAUUUGAGUGGGUUGAACCAGAUAAGGAUGCUGAAGAGGAGCAACAGUGUGAAUUCGGAGGGGGAGAGCUCAAUACAAGGGGCCAUUGCUUAUUGCAAGAAGACACAGGAGAUGGUUUCAGCUAGAAAGAGUGUGAGUGAUGUUGGCUUCUAUUCCUUUUCUGUUCCUAAUAUUACUACAGCUUGUGAGAGCCAAGAGAGAAGAGAGCUCUACAGAGGAUGAUUGGAAUAAUGUGAAGAAUUCUAUGUUUUGUGUUUAUUUUUUGAGGAAAAAUGUAUUGUUUCCUGAUUUCUAAAGGAUUUGAGUGUUCCUGUUCUUUAGGUGGCAAUUUUGAUUUGAAGGAAAGAAAUUUCAUGACAUUGAAAUUCGGGUGGUUC